AUGGAGCAAAAAUGUGUGAUUCCUGUAAUGUUUAAAGAAGUUUACUCUAAGAUUCGGUUCGGAAAUGAGAGAUGGAAUCAAUUGAAUGCAUCCAAUGAUUUAUUGUACAAAUUUGAUGCCAACUCAACAUAUAUCAAAUCUCCCCCUUAUUUCGAUCAAAUGACGCCAACAUUGCCUAAAAUAAAGUCUAUAGUUAACGCCAGAGUGCUAUUGAAUUUAGGAGAUUCGGUCACUACUGAUCACAUCUCUCCGGCCGGCUCUAUAGCCCGUAACAGUCCCGCCGCUAAAUACCUUAUUGAAAAAGGAAUCGCUCCCUCGGCAUUCAACUCAUACGGUUCCCGCAGUAUCUUCGAUGCAUCCGAAGUGUACAGACGAGAGGGAACUCCACUUAUUAUUCUUAGCGGCAAAGACUACGGCUGCGGAUCAUCGAGAGAUUGGGCGGCAAAAGGACCGUAUCUUCUCGGAGUUCGAGCCGUUAUUGCAGAAAGU
Molecule: messenger RNA, 489 nt
Organism: Medioppia subpectinata
Lineage: Eukaryota; Metazoa; Arthropoda; Arachnida; Sarcoptiformes; Oppiidae
Source: the annotation of a GenBank genome assembly